Messenger RNA from Coccidioides posadasii C735 delta SOWgp, 1059 nucleotides. RefSeq lists its product as uncharacterized. NCBI's taxonomy places the organism in Eukaryota, Fungi, Ascomycota, Eurotiomycetes, Onygenales, Onygenaceae. Gene Ontology annotation, cellular component: mannan polymerase complex; Golgi membrane. Gene Ontology annotation, biological process: protein N-linked glycosylation. Gene Ontology annotation, molecular function: alpha-1,6-mannosyltransferase activity. The record is from RefSeq and is a predicted model, not a curated record.
GAGCCUUCGAUAGCUCUUGUCUCCUUGCAGAUAGUGCGGCGCUCGCAUCGAUGGGAGAGUAGAAAGGGGCAACUCUUUCGGAUCACAUUCACCACGACCAUGCAGUUCGCUUUACCUCCGCGGAAGAGCUCAAAUCCUCCCCUGUAUGCUCGACCCUCACCAUCCUCAGCCCUACGGCGUCGACAACUCAAAUCCGUUGCUGUUCUGGGGUUCAUAAUCAUUUCUGUAUUCUUCUUUAUUUCCCAUAUUUUUUCCUCCGGUGAUUCUUCGACGACGACGGUUGCUAGUGGGCCAAAAGUGGUGCUGGUCACGGUUCUGGACGAGCAAAGUUUAAGUGAUAAGUACAUCCAGCGGAUCAAGCAGAAUCGGGAGGACUAUGUGAAACGACAUGGGUACAUCAACUUCUUCGCAAGUACAUCGGAAUACGUCUCCGUCCUUAACAAUGCCCCUCGAAGCUGGGCAAGUGUUCCGGCCGUCCGGCAUGCGAUGACAUUAUAUCCCGGAAGCACAUACUUCUUCCACCUCUCCCCUCAUUCACUUAUCAUGGAUCCCACGAUACCUAUAACCUCACACGUUCUCGAUCCCAAGCAGCUCGAGUCCCUUAUGCUCAAAGACAUCCCCGUUGUGCCGCCAGACAGCGUGAUAAAAACCUUCAGCCACUUAUCCGGAAAGGAUGUCGAUUUAGUUAUUACUCAAGAUGCGGAGAACUUAUGCCCCGGUAGCUUCGUUAUCAGACAGGGAGAAUGGGCGAAAUACUUCCUCGACGCUUGGUUUGACCCAUUAUAUCGGCGCUAUAACUUUGCCAAAGCCGAAACCCAUGCUCUUGACCACAUCGUACAAUGGCACCCGACCAUGCUCGCCAGGCUUGCCCUCGUCCCACAGCGAAUAUUAAACUCUUAUAGUCCACAAUCAUCCAAACCAGCUGCCAGCGGCAAGUAUCGCGAAGGCGAUUUUCUCAUUCGAUUCAAGGGCUGCGAAGCGGGUGGACAACGGAAUUGCGAGCAAGAAAUGGAGCCAUAUUUUCAAGAAUGGGCGAAGAAGACAGGCAAUGAUAAAUGA